AUGUCAACAAGUGGUGAGUAUCCGCCUGUUAGAUAAUGUUUCAAUUAAUACUGCCCUAGUUCCUUUGAUUUAAAAGCGGCCAAGUUUUCAGAUUCAACAAUCCUAUUAUGCUGUACUUGCUAUGAACUUUACAAGAGAAGGAAGUGCUGCUACUUUUGUGCUCAAGUCUAUAAGGAUGACGAACAGAACUUCCUUGAUGGCAAAAAGUGGGUUCAAUGUGAUAACCAGCGUUGUGGGAAAUGGACACACAUUGAUUGCGAAGUAUCAGACAUCGAAUCGCAAUUGUAGCAUAGAAGUUUCAGAUACAAAUGUCCGUGGUGUAGGAUAGAGAUAGAUAAAAAGAAAAAGUAAUCACAAAUUACAAAAUCAUCAAUAAAUUAAGAUUAAGCAGAUUAGUCUGAUUAAGAUCCAGAAUAUAUACAUUCUUUAAUUAAAAAAAUCUCUUUAGAAGAAGCCAGCAUUUAAUAAAUCUAUGAGCCUUGGUUGAAAAAAAAUACAUUCUUAGAAGAAUUGCUAAAAAAAAAUGGAGAGUUUACUUAGUGCAUAAAUUAAGAGGAACUGCAAAGCGACUUGAUUAAAAUGAGGAAUUUACUAAAAAAAUGAUAUUAAUUUAUUAUAGAUUCUAAUAUAUAUUUAGUA
Molecule: messenger RNA, 639 nt
Organism: Paramecium tetraurelia
Lineage: Eukaryota; Ciliophora; Oligohymenophorea; Peniculida; Parameciidae
Exons: 3
Source: RefSeq, a predicted model, not a curated record